Messenger RNA from Cryptomeria japonica (Japanese cedar), 1551 nucleotides. Its product is annotated as cytochrome P450 86B1. The record is from RefSeq and is a predicted model, not a curated record. Gene Ontology annotation, molecular function: heme binding; iron ion binding; oxidoreductase activity, acting on paired donors, with incorporation or reduction of molecular oxygen. NCBI's taxonomy places the organism in Eukaryota, Viridiplantae, Streptophyta, Pinopsida, Cupressales, Cupressaceae. The transcript is spliced from 2 exons. The coding region runs from base 1 to 1551 and encodes 516 amino acids.
AUGGAUCUUUACAUCAUUCCAGUGGCAUCCACCAUGCUAGCAUUAGUAAGCAUCAUAACAUGGCAUUGUCUGAAAUCAAAGAGUAGCCUACCUCUAAAUUGGCCUCUGCUAGGCAUGAUGCCAUCCCUGCUAUGGAACAUAACCAAUGUCUAUGACUAUGCAACCAAAGUAGUCAUAGAAAAUGGUGGCACCUUCAAAUUUAGAGGCCCUUGGAUAUCAAGGGAUCUCUUUGAGGUAGUCACCUCAAGUCCUCUUAAUCUAGAGCACAUUCUGAAGAAUGAUUUCCCCAAUUUCCCAAGGGGUCCCUAUUUCAAGGGUGUUUUCUUUGAAAUAUUUGGUGAUGGUUUGUUCACAGCAGACCAUGACUUAUGGAGGAGACAAAGAAAAGCAGUGGGAAUAGCCAUAAGCAGCAGCAGUUUCAGAGACAGGAAUAUAAUUUUGUUGCAAAAGUCACUGCAGGAAAAAAUCAUACCAGUUCUUCAAGAAGCAAAAGACAAGAAAUCAUUGUUUGAUCUGCAAGAUAUUUUUCUUAGAUUCAAUUUUGAUGUAAUCUGUAUGACCAUAUUGGGUAAAGAUCCCGGAUGUUUAAGCUCUGGUCCUCUUCUUGAUGUCCCAUUUGCCAUGGCCUUUGAUGAAGCUAUAGAAGCAUGCACUUAUAGGCUCAUUUUUCCUCCAUUUUUAUGGAGAUUUAUGAGAUUUUUGAAUGUAGGGUCUGAGAAAAAGCUGAGGAGAGCUCAAGCAGUGAUAUGUGAAUUUGCAUCAGAGAUGGUGAAGAGUAGAAUUGAGGAGCUCAAGUCAGGAGGAGAAACACUUCAAGGUGACAUUUUGUCAAGCUUUAUCAAGUUGGAGGAAGAAGAAGGGCGUUCCCCUCCUGAAAAAUUGCUGCAGGAUUUAACUAUGAGCAUGUUUCUUGCUGGUAGAGAUACUUCUGCUUUAUCUCUUUGCUGGUUCUUCUGGCUUCUGAGCAGGCACCCAAAUGUAGAGCAAAAGAUAAUCUCUGAAAUCACCCAGAUACUGAGCUCAAAACAGUUGAAUAACAACAACAACAAUAUUUCUUAUGAUAAGAUGGAUUUGUUUGGUUUAGAAGAAUUGAGAUGCAUGAACUAUUUGCAGGCAGCAGUAUCUGAAACCCUAAGGCUUUAUCCUCCUGUCCCCAUAAGUUACAGACAAGCUAUAGAAGACAGCAUUUUGCCUGAUGGAACACAUGUUAAGAAAGGCUCAAAGCUUCUGUAUUUUAUCUAUGCUACAAAUAGAAUGGAGAGCCUUUGGGGGAAGGAUGCCUUGGAAUUCAAGCCUGAAAGAUGGAUUGACAAAGAGGGAGUUUGUAUGAAAGAGUGGGAUUAUAAGUUUCCUGUGUUUAAUGCUGGUCCUAGGCUGUGCUUAGGAAGAGAUAUUGCUUAUGUCAACAUGAAGUUUAUGGCUGCAAAUAUUCUUUCUCGUUAUAAAGUGAAGGUUGAUCCUGGUCACAAGGUGAAGCCUAAGUUUGGACUUACUCUCUUCAUGAAACAUGGCCUCAAGGUUAGCUUGGAAUCAAGAGAUGGUAUUGUAUAA